AUGGACAUGCAGGAGGGCAGGGAGGGACCAGAAAACCCACCGAAGAACUACCGACGGAACGGGAAGUGGACCGUGUACAGCAGCUCCGGCCGCGGGGCCCCGCUCCAACCCAGAGAUCCCAACCAGGCCCUCUCCAAGAAGGCCCAGGCUAGGAGAGAUAAGGAGUACGAGCUAGGGACAAAGAUUCAGCGGAUGAUGAAACUCCUGAAGCUGAAGGAUGUAUUGCAACCCGCCGCCGGAGAAGAUGAGGUGAGCAGCGAGGUUUGGGCGGAGGGGGCGAUGGAGAGCGUGGAGAGCCUGAGGCAAGCGCUGGACGAGGGGGAGAAGGCUAAGCAGGAGCUAGUGCUCGACAACCUUAACCUGGUGGACAUCAUCGUCAAGAACUACGUGGGGACCUUCGCCUACGGCAGGUUCACGGAGAAGGACCUCACCCAGGACGCCACUGUUGGGCUCAUCCGAGCGGUGGAGAAAUUCGAUCCUGAGAAGGGCUUCUUCUUCGCCACGUACGGCCGGUGGUGGGUGCGCAAGUACCUCCACGAGGGUGUGCAGAACCAUAACCGAAUGGUCAGGAUCCCCAACAGCGCGGCGUACCGGAUCGCUAAGGUGAAGCGUGUCAGAGACGAGCUUGAGGGUGAGCUCGGACGGGCGCCGACGAAGCCGGAGAUAGCCUUGGAGACCGAUUUAACGGUGCAGCAAGUCGAGGCUUGCCUCGAGCAGGACUCGUUUCGCAUCGAACGGCUUGACGGUUACAUGGGCCACGGUUUCGGCAUGGCGGACACGGUGUUCGCAUCGCACUUCGGAGAGGGGUUUCUGUACGGGUCGGACAUGCUCACGCACCCAGGGGAGACGCCGGCUCCGACCGUGGAAGGGGAGAAGGUUAUCCAGUCGUCGCUGAGGGGUGACCUGUCUAGCGCGUUCGUGCGCCUGCUAGACGCGACGGAAAGGGAGUGCCUGGUGCUGCGGUACGGGCUCCACGAUGGAGUCACCAACUCGAUCGAACAAACGGCUGCCAUCAUGGAUUUCUGUGACCCUGAUGACGUGCGAAUAAUCACGACGCAGGCGAUGGCAAAGCUGAGGGAUGGCUGCCUUCCCGAGGAGCGCAAGAAGCUCAUGUCGUACCUGUCGGUCUACGAGCCGAGCACCCCCAGCUAUAGCAAGGGCAAGUACGACCCCAGCAAGAGCAGGCGCAACAAACGCCUUGCCACUGAUAGCAGGGCCAGCACUAGUGGCGCCAUCAGCAGCGGCAGCAGGGUCGGCGACGGGGGUGAUGAUUCAACCACCGCUAACGCUGCCGGUGCCGCCGUUGACCGCGGCGAUGCUAGGACCGCUACGGAGAGGGAAAGCAGCCGUCGGGUGGUUGGAGACUUCUCCAAGAUCGGAAAACCCGGCUGGAUGAAACCCAACGGUUACGAGUCGGGUUCCGCGGGCGCUGGCGGCGCCGGCGCCGGCAGCCGCUUCUUCCGGAGCAAGGAGGAGGAGCGCCGGAUGUGGGCCUCUCGCUUCUCGAAGAUGGAGCAGGAGCACGAGCGGGACGACCGCGCCCGCUCUCGCGGCGUCAGCGGCGGCCGAACGGUGAUGGGAUUCAACGAAGUCCGAGACGAGAGGGGCGAGAAGCAGCGGCGGGAGGAGGAGGAGCGCCAGUUGUGGGGGGGCGGGGAUAGGUCCGGCUAUCCGACGACCGGAACGGGCCGGAACACCGGCGACAAGCAGCAGCAGGACCGCGGGGUGGGUGUUAAUGGUAGCAGCAACGGCGGCGGCAGAGGCGUCGACAACUACAAGGGGGACGAGCGCCGGCCGUGGGACUUCUCGAAGCACGGGCAAGAGGAGCUGCAGCACGAGCUGACGCGGUACCUGAGGAAGCACCGCCUGGCGAAGAAGAACGCGGAGAAGGCGGCCGCCCUGAAGGCGGAGAACCCCGCCGCCGCCGCCCAAGCCGCCGGCGUCGCGGCCCGCACCACCAGAAGAAGAAAGCCUCCGCCACCCACGACGGCGGCUCCUCCGUCGGUGGUGGCGGUGGCGGGGACAAACAAUCCCGCCUCCUCCGGGAGAAGUACGGACGGGGCCAGGGCGGCGGCGAUGGCGGCGGCGGAGGCGGCGGCGGAGAGGCGAAGAAAACGAGCAAGCGCCACCGGCAGUGCCGCCGCCGCCGGCGGCAGCAGCAGCGGGAGCAGGACCACCAGGCUUAUGGGCCGCUACAGCAGCAGCGCCCUGGACCUUGCGCAGCAGGAGAGGGAGGAGCGGCGGCGAGAGCGGCAGGCGGCGGAGGAGGAGUGGGAGAGGGAGCAGGCCGUUCGGCCCCUCCCGGUGGGCAACGGGGCCGGGAGCGUGGUGAUCGGGGACCUCGAGCCGGUGGCGAACAGCCGCGAGGCCGACCAGCUGGAGCACCUGAGCCGCCUGCUCUGGGACGGCGAAGAGGAGCCGGCGGACUUCUCGCUGUCCUACGGGAAGAAGCCGAAGAGAGGGGGUCCGCUGGAGUAGCGUAGGUUGUGUACCAGUUAGCUGUGGUUGAGGCGUGGGAGAGACAGCACGCGCGACGCCCAUCGUGUAGAGAACAGCGGUGGUCACGGGCUGCCUUUGUGUCUCGAGAGGAGCUGCAAAGCAGCCUGUUAACAGCCGGCUGUCGUGGUGGUGGAGCUACCGAAGAUUGUGAUGAGACGCACAUUCCUUCUUCGGAAGGAGGCCCAUGCAUAUGGGGUCUGUUUGUGCCUCGACCCCAGGCUCCAAUUGGCCCCGCUCUUCUACACCUCUUAAUGUAUUUUUUCCAGGCAGUAGUUGUGUCGACGGUCCUGUCACGUUUUGGAGUGGGAUGGCUGAAGGCGAAAGGGGCGGUCAAGGUUUUGGAGAGGGGUGGACAACCGAAGGUGAAAGAGUUGGGAGGCAAGGUUAGAAAGGAGAUGCCGAAAAUGGCGGCCUCCGAUCGAUUUUUCUCCAAACCGACGCAGAGGUUGUCGUUUUGAGAAGGGGCAAAUAAUGGAAGGUCCAGGCAAUGCAGACAAAGUCGGAGGUUACCAGCACAUGUAUGGGUGUGACGGCGGCGCUACAGUCUCGGGAGCCGGCUGCUCAUGUCACGCACGGGGACUCAAAUCAACAUAUAGUGCAUUUUUUCGGGAGUUGUUAGCGAAUAUUGUCGAAGGGUAUUCAUUGACUGACAUGCCCUUGAAACUCGAGGGAGCGUUUUGUAGUUCGUUUCGACAAUGCUUUUCGCGCUGUUUUUUUUUUUUCGGGGGCGAUGGUAGCGCAAGGUGCAUGUGACAGACACAUUGGGAGCUUCGCUCUAGACGUUAAUAAAUAUUGCCGACUGCCGCUUUGCAACUGAAACGGUAUCCCCAUCCCUCAGUAUCUUGUGCUGGGGUUGGAGUUGAAAGGGUAGGUGGUCGGGGAGGGAUUAACCCAGGCGAUUACUACUUAGAUUCAGAAUGAGCCAAGUUGGGGGGGGGGGGGUCGAUCGUAGAUGGGUAGAGUAGAUGGCGGAUGAUUGUGGUUCAUUGGAUUGCUGCACGUACCGGUGCUGCUCCUGCUGCUGUGGUGUUUGUUCAUCUCCUUCCUCUGCUGGUUGAGCACCCAUCCUCCUCGUCGUGCGAACACAGUCUUUUUUUUGUUAUUCCUUUUGCAAGCACCUCAUGACGUGUGUGUGUAUUGUUUUUCGUGUUUUUUUCCGUUGUAUUUCCUCCGCGAUGCCAGUCAAGGCAGGCAGAGGCAGGCAGCAGGCGGUAAUAUGCGCGGUUGUAGAAGUACUUUGAUAGUAGUGGUCGCUUUGCCCGGGACCUACCUGGGGUUCCUGUUUUUCGCGGUGCCUUUUAUUUCGUCGUUUUGUUUGUUGUGGUUCUUGUUGCUUUGCUCGCCUGCGAUUGAUUGUCCCUGUUUCGCUACAAACAGCGAUCGGCAGCAGCAGUUUUGAAGAUGCAGUUUUGUUUUUUUUGUGGUCGAUUGAUGUAGAGGAGGCCGUAGGCUUGGAUAUAUCGGCCAUAUCGUGUGGGUGGGUAUUGGGAAAGCAUAGUCAUGCCCCAAAUCGUCAGAAUCGUUUUCUGCACACCUUUCAUGGGGCAUUAUUUACUUAGGAGUGGGGGGAUGGCAAGGCGCCUUUAGAAAAAAUAACAGGGGUG
Molecule: messenger RNA, 4103 nt
Organism: Ectocarpus siliculosus
Lineage: Eukaryota; Phaeophyceae; Ectocarpales; Ectocarpaceae
Source: the annotation of a GenBank genome assembly